Messenger RNA from Eremomyces bilateralis CBS 781.70, 1570 nucleotides. Its product is annotated as thiosulfate sulfurtransferas-like protein. Lineage: Eukaryota; Fungi; Ascomycota; Dothideomycetes; Eremomycetales; Eremomycetaceae. Gene Ontology annotation, molecular function: thiosulfate-cyanide sulfurtransferase activity. Gene Ontology annotation, cellular component: mitochondrion. The transcript is spliced from 2 exons. Bases 376 to 1383 code for a protein of 335 amino acids. Gene Ontology annotation, biological process: transsulfuration. The record is from RefSeq and is a predicted model, not a curated record.
UUAAUACAAAUAAUGAUUUCGCUUUAACAUUGGACUUGACAAGGUCUCCUCCCGAUCACUGUCAUACGGGUUAGAACCAACUCCACUGCGGGGUCUGCAAAUAUAUUAGGUGAUUAGGUCAUGGUUUGCUGCGUGAUGCCCUGUCGUUGGGCAAGGGAGCAUCCGAUGUGAACUUCCUUGGUGCUGUCCCGCACCAUUGAGGACUGCAUUGUUCCCCUUCAUUGUCAAAGGGUCAUUCUUUUCGUCUGGAUUAUCAGAGCAAGAGCUCAUACUGCGCAUCCAUUACUUUUUCCAGACUAAUCGCGAGCAAACUACCCGGUUGGGCGUUCUUGAUAUUGGAAUAUCAAACAUCCUCGUCCCCUCAAAUGGUCAGUAAUGGUUCUCACAACUAAGAGCCGUCUAGCUCUUCGAGCCUGGAACGUGGGAUUUGUGACGCGGCGUACGAUCGCCCAGUAUGCCCUACCACGAUAUUUAGUCACCCCCGACGAACUACACACCGCGUUACAGAAGAACGUCCCGACACGCAUCUCGACGGCACCACGCAUCAUCCCCCUCUGCGCAAGCUGGUUCCUCCCCAACGACCCCGAGAAGCGGACCGGGCAUUCGACCUUUAUAACGUCCCGUAUCCCUCAAUCCCGAUUCUUCGACCUGGAUGCGAUCAAGGACCGUCAGUCGCCGUAUCCGCACAUGCUACCGACACCAACCGCCUUCGCGGAUGCGAUGGGAAAGUUGGGCAUACGUCGCGAUGAUUCGUUAGUAGUGUACGACACCAAAGAGCUGGGAAUCUUCUCCGCGCCUCGCGUCGCGUGGACAUUACGGGUUUUUGGCCAUUCCAAUGUGCACAUUCUGAACAACUUUCGGCUCUGGGUUGAAUUGGGAUACCCACUGGAUAAGGGAGAACCGGCACCCGUGGAUGAGACGGACUAUCGCCCGGUACCAGAUCUGGAUGCCAGCAAGGUCGCCACGUUCGAGGAAAUUCACGAGCGGAUUCUGGAAAAAGGCAAGGAAGGGGCAGAGGAAGUGCAGAUUCUUGACGCUCGAAGCACGGGACGGUGGGAAGGGAAGGACCCAGAGCCCCGCGAAGGCCUCUCCUCUGGCCACAUCCCCCGAUCAUCCUCCAUCCCCUUUUCAUCCGUCUUGGAUCCGACGACCAAGACGUUCUUACCCUCUUCGGAGCUUCGAGCGCUAUUCAAAGAAAAGGGCGUUGACCCUUCAAAGGCCAUUAUCAACAGUUGCGGGACUGGCGUGAGCGCUGCCGUUCUGGAUGCUGCCUUGGCAGAAGCCGGCUUUGCGGAUGAGGGAAGACGUCUCUAUGAUGGCAGCUGGACAGAAUGGGCACAGAGGGUGAAACCGGAAGAGAACUUAAUUCACAAGAAAGCUUGAAAGCGGCAGAGGAUGUUCUGGUGCCUUGUUUGUUUCCAUGCCACGCUAUCCAGCAGACUCUACGAUUGUGUGAUACCCCAGUCUCGUUUGUUGUGUAUGGACUGUCCAUAAUACUAUACCUUAUGAUCGCUUUCAAAUAGUACAUACUGUAUGUACCUGGAGUUUCCAUAUGAUAUGUCUGCUCGAA